Setaria italica (foxtail millet) is the source of this 4310-nucleotide messenger RNA. RefSeq lists its product as uncharacterized. Bases 468 to 3869 code for a protein of 1133 amino acids. Lineage: Eukaryota; Viridiplantae; Streptophyta; Magnoliopsida; Poales; Poaceae. The record is from RefSeq and is a predicted model, not a curated record. The transcript has 6 exons.
ACCCCACCUUCUCUCUCUCGCCGCCUUCUCCUUCGCUAAUCCCCCGAUGAAACCGACAUCCAGGGGCAGGGAUGCCAUCAUUACCUUCCGCUCCUCUCCUCCUCCAUCGUCUCGUCUGCCUCUCGCCUCUCCGCUCGGCCGUCACGGCGUCACUCCCUACUCCCCUCCCUUAUCUGUUACUGCCUUGCGGAGAGAGCGGGAGAGGGAGAGAGGGUUCAAGAAGAGCUUUGUUUGUUACUGCCUUGCGGAGAAGUCGGGGUUGGUUGGAGGUUUGGGGAGAAGAGGGUUUUUUGUUGCUGCCUUGGGGGAGGAACAGGGGUCGGCUGGAGGAUUGGGGGGAGAAGACGGUUUUAUGACUUGGGUUCCUUGGGUGUCCGUCGGAUCUUUUUCUUGGAAGAUUCCAGAAUUCGUAUCAGUCUUGAGUGCCUGAGGCUGAGCGGUUCUUGGAGAAUCUUGGUCAGUGUAAAAUGAAUAUUGUUUGUGAAGUGUGUGGAGAUGCUGGUUUCAAACAUCUUCUGUUGAGUUGCAGUGACUGCAAGGGAGCUCACACACACCAAUACUGUUUGGACAAAAUUCUCUAUGAUGCAUCAUCAGUAGACUGGUUUUGCAAGGAAUGCCAUCAAAGGCAUAGUGAAGGUUCUUACAUAAGGUCUCUAGGGAAGGUGUCAAUUGAAAGGCCGUCUAGUCACAUUCAUUUUGUCACUACAUCACAGCAUCCAAUUACCAAGAGGUUGGAGUCAGCCAGAGUUUUUAGUCCACGGGGACAACGAAAAAGUGCGUAUGUGAAGAAAAAAUAUUCUUCCAGGAUGAAUUAUUUGCAAAAGAAGUGCAUUAGAAAGAAUUCAAAUAUGGGAGGUAUGGGCAUCAGUAGAAGACAAUGCAGGGAUGCUAGCAUUGCCAGCACAAGUGUGAAUGCAUUACAUUCUUGUGAGACCAUUGGGACAGAAACAACUAAGAACAAGGAUAGGAAUGAACAGGUUGACAAUGAAAAAUCUGUUCAAAGUUUGAACAAUGAUCGUGGUUCAAAUUAUUUGAAACCAGGAUUAAAACAAAUCAAUCACCUGAAGCCACAUGAUAAUAUAAGUUCUGAACCUCCACAAUCACAAACGGCACCAUUCAAAGGAUUCUUUAUGAAGACAAAGAAGGUGGUUUCAGGAUCCAAGGAGUCAUUAAAUCCCAGAAUUGAGGAAGGAAACUCAGAUCGUGAAAAAAGUGGAGACAAAUCAAAGUGCAUGGAUGAAAGGAAAAUUCUUGCUGAAGCAUUGGAUUAUUCUAAUGAAUCAGAACUGUCUAAUAUGAAUGAAUGCUCUCUUACUUGUGAAGUUGAUUCAAAGGCAGGGAAUAAACCAUCAGAUGAAACCUUGGUGAGCCAUCAAGUUGAGGAUAGAAGAGGGGAAUUGAUGAUUGCUUCGCCUCAGAACUCAUUAAGUGGUGAUGCCGAUGUUACUCAUUGUUAUUCUGACAAGAAACAUGAUUCUUUGAUUGCAAAGGAAAGUCUCAAUCAUGGUUCAGCGCCUGAACACAACCGAACUGGUCAGAGUGACCUCCAAAGUAAUAUAAGAAAGAUUUCAUUUUCUUUUGGAAAAGUGGCUGCAAACCAGGUAUCAGGGUUGAAAGAUGGCAGUGGCACAAUCUUGUCUUCCAAACACAGUGAUCAUGACAAACAAACAAAUGCUCCAGUUAUCUGCAAAAAUAUGGAAGAUAAGUUUGUUAAGGAUAAUAGAACUGUGGUCGGUGCACAAAACAUGUAUUGUGCUAGAAAUAAGGACAAACCUGACACACAUGGUGAUAAAAAUAGCAAUGUCCUAGAUGACUUGAUGUUCAAAGGAGAGAAGAAAAAAAUGCUUGAUCAUGAAGUUAGCAUGGUAGCUGCCAAUGGACCACAGCCUUUCACUCCACAAAAUGGUACUUUUGACAAAGCCAUGUCAGAUUUAUCCAUCAUGGGUGUUUUGCCAAAGGAAAACAACUGUCUGCCAUCUAUGCGCAUUGAAAAUGAUAAUGUGAAGGAAAACCACAGUGGACCAUCAAAGCUAUUGAAUCAGGAUAAUUCGAGUUCAUCCUUAGAGAUCUCUUCAGAAGCAAUUGCUCUUAAGGCUAGUGCCACAGAAGUAGAAAUUUCUGAUGAUGUUGAUAACUUUGGCAAGGACAAGCCGAGAAAGCGACGGCGACUCAUUCUCGAUGAUGACGAUGAAGUUGAUGAAGAGAAGGCUGAAGAUGUGCAGAAGGAAAAUGUCAAUCCUCAACCUCCUAAGUGUGAUGAACCAAUGACGAAGCAUAGGGUAGACACUGAAUAUUUUGUGGAAGAGACUGUACAGACUGGAGAAUUAAAUGAUCAAAAUCUCAUAAAUGGUAGGCUUGUGAAGAGAAGGAGAAGAUACAUAGCUGAAAAUGAAGAUGAAGAGGAUAUCGUAGGUUCUGAUAAUGUUGAGUGUGCUCUGAAUGAUGCUACGAACCAGUCUCUUAAUGAUGGUGCAAACAUGGUGCCACAAACUUUAGUUGCAACAGGUCAUUCCCAACAAUCUAGACCAUCUCAUUCAGAAUACGAUGAUCAAGAAUAUUACAUUUACUCGCAACCCCUUGAUGAACCUGUUUGGAGCGGAGUCUUUAAGAUAGACACUGAAGUGCUUAUGUUGGAUGCCCACUUGUCCUCGAAAGCAUGUGAGAGAGUGAGGGAAUUGUCAGCAUCGUUACAAUCAGUAGUUGAAGUAAAGAAGCUCCCUCGGUCACAAGCCUGGCCAAAGAGUUGGAAGUCUUUCGGACCUACUGAUGACAACAUUGGGUUGUUUUUCUUCCCAAAUAGUUCGAGGCAAAAUGAAGUAUCCAACAGAUUAGUUAAUGGCAUUAUCAAAAGUGAUGGUGCCUUAAAAGUUGCAGUUGGUAUGGCAGAGCUACUAAUCUUCCCGUCUUCUUUAUUGCCGGAACAAUACCACUUUUUCCAGGGGAAUCACUACCUGUGGGGAGUGUUCAGGCGAAGGAAAGAUAUGGCUGAUGAAACUGUUCUAGGCAAAGAGCAAGAUGGUUCAGUGAACAAUGCUGCAGAGCAAGGGCAACUACAAGAACCUGAUCUUUUGAACCAACGGGAUGAAGCAUUAUAUGAGUCAUCAGACCAAGAAACUUGUGCUGUGAAGCAUGUCGUGCAUAUUGAGAACCAGCUGCUGGUGGAGUGCGACCACGAGGCAGAAAAGGAAGCUGCAAAAGCUGCCACAAGUGAAGGCACUACCUCACCUGGCAGCAGUUGGUCCUCUGCUAAGAUGAAUUCUCCAAAAGUUGGAUCAAACUGCUGUGUGGAGCCAAGAAAUUAUAGUAAAUUGGACGCGCAUGGAGACUUGGACCAGCAAGAAGACUUCACCUCUUUGCCCGCGAAUGCCUCAAGUAUUACUGAACAAUCAAGUGACUCUGGACCUGCUGCAGUCAGUACCAAGCUGAUCAAACCUGUUGAGCACGGUCAUGGACAACCCCACUCAGGCUCAGAACCAUCGACAAGAAAGCUGUUUGGAUUUGUCACUGCCAGAACACCGAGAUCUCAGCAACUCAUCCAGGAGAUGGUUAGUGAAGGUGCGCUGCUGUUCCCAGUGCCAGAAGAGGUUGUGACUACUGGCUCCAUCACAGGCAUCAGCACUAGAGUUGUAUCUUCUGAAAUGAACCCUGACACUGAACGGCUGCAUCUGAGUGAGCCCCCUCAGGCCUUCGACUUCGUCUCCAUGGGCCACUGUGAGCCUGGUGCAGAUUCUGAAGCCUGCCUGGAGCUGUUCCCGGUGCGGCAGGAACAUAUUGGAUGGGCUCCCAAGGCAGAUGUUAGCAGGGAAGUGGACCUUGACUUGAGCCUUGGCAAGCAGUCUCGAGCGCCCUCCUUGCCGCCACUGCUCUGAAGCUUGCUGCGGAGUUUGUGGCUGUGCAGGACUCCUGGACGACUUGUCUUUUGUUUUCAGAACCCUAAUGUAGUGUUGUGUUGUCUACCAAUGAUGGCUUCUUCCUCCAGUUACUGACAGCGCCUGUAAGUUUUGUAGUGCAGUUUUAGAAGUUUUCCUUGUAAUGAAGUUAGUUUUCCGGUGACGUAGAUCCCAAACUGAUGUAGAGGGGGAGUCCUGAAGAGCUGGUACAUUUGCAUUCAGAGCCUGUAAUUAGGUCGAUUCUGUUUGUUGUCUGAUAAUGCUGGCCAAUAGGGGGCAGGGUUUUGAGCGAAUGGUUUGAUAACUUUGUAUGGAGGGAGUUUGCUUAGAAUUCUUGACAAUGUGAAGUUGCCGGCAGGCAUGGCUUAAUUGACAGUCGUGAGUAUUACAUGGGCCAUUUUGCCUUAUCGUCGGUCACAA